Molecule: messenger RNA, 3355 nt
Organism: Xenopus tropicalis (tropical clawed frog)
Lineage: Eukaryota; Metazoa; Chordata; Amphibia; Anura; Pipidae
Gene: tnfrsf14
Product: TNF receptor superfamily member 14
Exons: 9
Coding region: 498-1154 (218 amino acids)
Biological process (GO): apoptotic process; immune response; signal transduction
Cellular component (GO): membrane
Molecular function (GO): transmembrane signaling receptor activity
Source: RefSeq, a predicted model, not a curated record
CCAAACAGGAUCAACAAGAAGGAUGGUAUUGGGCAGAGAGCAUGGAGAGCGCAUAAUGAGCGGCAGAGGAGCGAUAAUAAAUGGAGAACUGGGUGAAGGGAGCGGAGACUGUAUUACAUGGGCGUGAAGGGGGCACAGUGAUUUUGAGGAUGGGAUAUUGGGGGUUAUCUACUAUGUGCAAGUCUGGGUGCCUAGUGCAAAAGUCAGGUCCCUCUCCCGCCCCUACACCUCUUCCUCCUCCUCCGGCUCCAUUUAGCGUAACGUUCAAACACCAUCCCGCCUGAGCUUUCAUACAAAAGCUCUUUAUUUUAUCAAUCUUUGGAAUAAUCCUGAUACAUUGCACAACUUGUAAUCCAGGAGAAUAUGAAAUAAAAGGUGAAUGCUGCCCGAUGUGUACGCCUGGAACUAAAGAUCUCCUCUUUCAGCUCUAAUGUGACUGAAGAAACAUACCCUGUGUGUCACUUUUUACUAGCUUCACUUGUGCUGAAUUAAUUGGAAUGGAACUGAAGAUGUUGGUUGGAUGCCAUGGAAAUCACUUCCAGAAUGGAAAGGUGGUAAGCAAAGAUUGUACAGUCUCUGGCAAUACAGUGUGUGUACCGUGUGUGGAUGGAACUUAUAUGGAUCACAUUAAUGCUGUUCAUAAGUGCCUCAGAUGCAGAGAAUGUGAUUCAGGAUCUGGUCUGACUGUAGAGCAGGAGUGCACCUAUCAAAGUAAUACUAAAUGCAGAUGCAAAGAUGGAUAUUUUUGUCAAAGAAAAGACUGUGAUUUAUGUCAACCAUUAAAACAAUGUAAACCUGGUGAAAGAAUCAAAGAACUUGGAACAUUAUAUUCAGAUACAGUGUGUAAACCAUGCCCAGAAGGAACCUACAGUAAUGAAAACAUGUCAAGCAUUUGCUCUAAAUGGACCAAGUGCACUGAAAUAGGCCUAAAGGAAGAGAAGAGAGGAACAUCAACUUCGGAUUCAGUGUGUUCCAAUAAGGAAAUUAGGGAACGCUACACCAUAGUAUUUCCUUCAAUAAUAAUGAUGAUAAUCAUUAUUAUUAUGAUAAAAUGUAAAAACACAGGAGAUAAACCUGCAAUUAAAACACAAAUGGGAGCAGAUAAUAACACGGCUGAAGCUCGAACACCAGAACAAGAAAAAGGUGGUGGUUGAACUAAAUUGGGGACUUUAACAAACAAGAUAUUAACACGGGAGUUAGUGAGCUUUGAGAACGAUUAGAAUACAAUCUCCCCAGUUCUCCCAGAGUCCUAUUUGAAACUUUUGUCGAUCUGCGGCUAUCCACCACCUCCUGCCACCAGAUGAGCAUGGGUUAGGGAGAAGUGCUGAAACCUUACUUGACUCCUUGUACUCCCAGUAUCUAUUCCUCAACUGCUACUCAGCACUGGCCUUCCCUUCCAGGACCCUACUAGGAGUAGAUGUAAAUUUUGUAAAUUUUGUUUUGAUAGAAAAUUAUUUUUCUCCCUGUUGUUUCCUACUUAAUUUGUAUUUCCUACGUAAUUUGAUAAGUGGCCACAGCACAAACAGAAUACCUGCAGCUGCAGGUACAUCUACAUUGUCUCAUACAUCUAGGAAUAUCAGCAGUAUAGACUAUACAGAAGUAUAACAUUCUGCACAUACUAAGGUUAGUAUUUUAUAGUAAUUUUAUACAAAUUAAUAAGUCCGGCAUAUUUUGUUUCAAGAUAUGAUAACUGCACUAUAAUUAGUCCAGGGUCCAGGACUUUGAUUCCACUAAAGCCACAGUACAAACAUGCCUCCCAGUGCUGGAUUUCCAAUUGAUGCUCCCCUUAAGCCCGCCUCCUCCCAGUUCACAAUAAGCUUGCGCUCUUUCUGGUUGGCUCCUCUACUCCCACAGCAGGUCAUGCAUGUGCGCAUACUAAGUUUACUUGUUCCUUCCUUCAGGAGGCCAUUUAGCAGUUAGAUGGCCUUUAAAUCAUUUUAGAGUGCUCUGGUAUCAGUAUAUCCCUAAACAGACAGCAUAUACAAUUUACUAACUAUGUAACUGGGAAAUCCAGAAACAAAAUACCAGCUAAUGAUAAAUUAGACAAUAAAUCUUUUGGGUAUAUAUCAGGCAAAUUGGCUCCUUCCCAUAGAUACAUAACAUCUAUGCAUAUGUGUUACGUCAGGGGCAGUUUGGUCCGACACUAUAUCUGAUUUGUGCAAGAUUAUACUGAGCUAUGCUUCACCUUAUCAGUGGGUAGAUGUUGCACUGGAAGAUAAACUAAGUAAUAGACAUGAUAGAGCUGAGCAAAAGUGUCCUGUCUGCCAACACUGUUAAAGGCUAAUUGCACUGGAUUCAGAGCUGCCAUAUAAUGUGAAUCUGAAUAAAUUAGCAGAAUUAUACUGUUACAUUCAUAUUCUAUAAAUACAGUAUAUUUUGAGUUGGUCCCUAAGCUCAAGUAAGUGACAGCAGCACAGAGCAUGGGCAGUGAUUCAGCGGAAAUGAAGAUCUUCCCUGCUGAAGGGCUGAGGUUGCCUUGGGCUGGUACAGAAGACCAAAAGAGGGCGAGAUUUAUCAUUGUCCAAGUUUUAUGUUUUUUCAUGAUUUGAGUUUAUUUGUCCAUAAAAAACUUGAAUUUGCAUUAUGUUUCAAAAACUCGAAUGUCUGGUAUCUAUUAAGUGCAACCCCUGCAAAACUCAAAUGUAAAAAUUUUCCAUCUAAAAGUUUGCAGGUUUCUAUAGAAUGCAAUAGGAGUUGUCCUAGGUAAAGUCAAGCCAUAUUUUCAGACUUUAAAUUUUUUAUUUUUAAUUUUCUAAACUCAAAAAAAUUGAAGUAUUCAAGUUUUUUAUUUGAACAAGUUUUCCGAUUUAGAAAAACAAACUUGAAUUCACAAACUCAAGAAUUGAUAAAUAAGCCCAAUAAUUUACAUUUCUAACCUAUUUCUUUAGUUAAGCUUCAGUUCUCCUUUAAUAUUAGACUUAUCAAUCAGUAUGUAUUUGUCUUCUGUAUGUAUAAAGUCUUUAAUAACUAUAUAUAUAUAUAUAUAUAUAUAUAUCAGUCCUUACAAUGUCUGCACUCAAAUGCAAAUAUAUAUAUCGGGGAGUACACAGCCAAGUUUGAUUAUUCACAGUAAAUAUUUCACGAGUGGCACACCCUGUAAAAUGAUCACAAGUUUAUUGCGAACACAUUGUAUAAAAAAAAUCCAACGUUUUGGUCCUCAACCUUUCUAAAGGAUAAUACCUCAAAUACACCCUCAAGACAAACACAGCGGAUAUGUGCCCAAUCCCCAUCAAUAGACCAUUAUGCAAUUAUCCAACCAUAUUGUGAUUGUGUGAUUUCAAAUGGGCCAAAACCUGACCAUCAUCAGUGCAUAUAUAUUAUUUUAAAUUAUUACAUAAAUAAAUCUUAAAACGUA